UAAGUCACUUAGAACCAAAAAACUUUCUUGAUUCAACUAAUUAUACCUCUUCAAACGAUGGCAUUUCAUCGCCGCCAUUCCCUUUUCUUCUUCUUACUCAUCACACUGUCAUCCAUAACGAACCAUGCAGAGGCGCGCCGUCUCCUAGAGUCAUCGCCUGUGCCUGAGGUUCCCAAGCCCGAAAUCCCAUCUAUACCCAAGCCUGAGCUGCCACCGUUGCCUAAGCCUGAGAUUCCAACACUGCCAAAGCCCGAGCUUCCAACACUGCCAAAACUAGAGGUACCUGUGUUGCCAAACCCCGAACUUCCAACACUACCCAACCCAGAGGUACCGACAUUGCCUAAGCCAACACUCGAAAAAGCUGAAACGCCAAAGCCUACUCUUCCUGAAAUACCAAAGCCUCAAAUGCCAGAGCUACCAAAGCUCCCAGAAUUGCCAAAACCUGAGAUCCCGGCUGUCCCUAAGCCUGAGGUACCAACAGUGCCAAAACCUGAGGUCCCAACUUCACCUAAGCCUGAGGUUCCAACAGUGCCGAAACCUGAGGUACCAACUUUGCCUAAGCCCGAGAUCCCGACUUUGCCUAAACUUGAACUUCCAACACUACCCAAACCAGAGGUACCGACAUUGCCUAUGCCAACAUUAGAAAAAGCUGAAACACCAAAGCCAACUCUACCUGAAAUACCAAAGCCUCAAGUUCCAGAAUUGCCAAAACCAACGGUGCCAGAGCUACCAAAGCUCCCUGAAUUACCAAAACCUGAGGUCCCGACUGUCCCUAAGCCUGAGGUACCAACAGUGCCAAAACCUCAAAUGCCAGAGCUACCAAAGCUCCCAGAAUUGCCAAAACCUGAGCUUCCAGCUGUCCCUAAGCCCGAAGUUCCAACAUUGCCAAAACCUGAGGUCCCGACUUUGCCUAAGCCAGAGAUGCCAAAGUUGCCUGAACUUCCAAAGAUUCCAGAAUUGCCUAAAUCAACUUUGCCAGAAGGACCCAAAUCCCGUUGAUUUGUUUCGAUAGAGGAACAUGACAUCGGGAAUCAAGUUCCAGAGAUCCACUUACAGUGGAGGGAUGCAUAAUUCUGGAAUGAUCGACUUAUAUUGUCGUUGCUGUUUUCUUUUCUUAUUGUUUUCCAAUUUGUCCUUCUAUUAUAUGUAAGCUUGCUUGUAUGUUCUGGUUGUUUACAGUUUUCAAUUCUUUUUUAAUGUCAUUUAAUAUAGAUUCAUGAUUGA
This is a messenger RNA of Salvia splendens (bonfire salvia), 1224 nucleotides long. RefSeq names its product protein PELPK1. The coding region runs from base 58 to 999 and encodes 313 amino acids. Lineage: Eukaryota; Viridiplantae; Streptophyta; Magnoliopsida; Lamiales; Lamiaceae. The record is from RefSeq and is a predicted model, not a curated record. The transcript has a single exon.